Molecule: messenger RNA, 738 nt
Organism: Hyalella azteca
Lineage: Eukaryota; Metazoa; Arthropoda; Malacostraca; Amphipoda; Hyalellidae
Exons: 3
Coding region: 118-738 (206 amino acids)
Source: RefSeq, a predicted model, not a curated record
UUAACUUGAAACCAACCUGUGGAAAAUUACCUGCUACGUACCUGUCAUUAAUUUAUUUCUUUCUUGUAAUUUAUGUAGGUUGAAUUACAUUAUAAUAUUAAUGAUUCAAUAUUAGAAAUGGCUGCUCCUGUAGUUAUCACCUCUUGGAAGAGCCAUCAGGCUCACUGCAUACUAUUUGCUUCAGUGCAUGAAGAUGUUGAACCAUCAACCAGAGAAGUUGAACUCUACAUAUCAGAGUCUAGCUGCAAUGAAUACAAUGACCAUGCAAUUGUUGAAGAGAAGAAGGUACAUGAUGAAUGUUUACUGCCUGGCCCAUAUUGCGAAUCUCUUCCUCAAGACUACACCAUCAGGAGCUUCAGUCUUGAAAUAAUUAAGGAUUACCAUCUCCCUGGCAUGCCUUUGGAUACGUUCCAAAGCUUCAGUUCCUAUUGGGCUACAAACGGCGCCGUCUUAUGCUGCACGUCCUGGGUAACGCUCUACCCCUUCUUGUGUCAGCGCUCUGUUGUCGACUGGAGUGCCAAAGCAUUGAGAGAAACAUAUGAACUUAUGCCGUGUCUGCAAUGGCUGUCAUGCUAUCACGAUGUUGAUGCUUCAACUGCAUCCUUGAACCUUGUUGACGAGGGGGCCUGUGGAAGAGAAGUUUACAGUGAAUGUGGUGUUGAAUUGAUCAAAGUUGAUGAUCGAAGCCAGCUGCUUAGAAGUGCUUAUCAAAAAUUUGUGAUAUUUCGAUACGUUUGA